Molecule: messenger RNA, 14606 nt
Organism: Gigantopelta aegis
Lineage: Eukaryota; Metazoa; Mollusca; Gastropoda; Neomphalida; Peltospiridae
Product: dynein heavy chain 5, axonemal-like
Exons: 73
Coding region: 41-13312 (4423 amino acids)
Biological process (GO): microtubule-based movement
Cellular component (GO): dynein complex
Molecular function (GO): ATP hydrolysis activity; dynein intermediate chain binding; ATP binding
Source: RefSeq, a predicted model, not a curated record
UAAGGCGAUCAAACCAAACAACUGUGCCGAAGAGAUAAACAUGGGAAUCAUUGACUGCACUGGAGGCAAGAUUCUGGCUGGAGUCCAGAAAUACAUGUCCAAGAUAGUUCUACCCUGUUUUAAGUCUCUGGAGAGCUGGGGCACACUAAGCACAGAAAAUGGGAGCAAUGAGGCAGUUGAGGACUUUCUUGAACAUCUUGAAAAGUUCACAAGCAGUUUGGUGUCGGCCAUAGAGAACAUGGAGGGGCAGAUCGUCCUUGCUGAAAAUGGUGUUAGUUCAGCUAUAGACAGCAUGGAGGGUCCAACUGAUUUUCAAGCUGCAGCUGGGAAUACAGAGCUCUUAGACAAACUGGAGGAACUUGUAAACACCUGGUCUAAACAGAUUGAACAGGUCUUGGCAGAGAGUGAACAGAUGAGAAGAGAGGCUGAUGAUAUUGGCCCAACUGCAGAGCUUGCUUACUGGAAGAGACGGAUGGCAAAAUUCAACCAUCUUCUGGAGCAGAUGAAGAGCUCCCGGGUGAAAGCUGUCAUUGGUGUGAUGCAGGUUUCCAAGUCAAAGACUCUCAAGAGGUGGAGAGAACUGGAUGGGCGAAUCACUGAUGCUGCAAAUGAAGCCAAAGACAAUGUGAAAUACCUCUAUACUUUGGACAAAUUCUUUGGACCCCUUGUAAAGUGUACACCUGCCACAAUGAUGGAGCACAUUCCCAGUCUGAUGAAUGCGAUUCGGAUGAUAUACAGCAUCUCUCAGUACUACAACACCUCCGAACGCAUGACCUCCCUCUUUGUGAAGGUCACCAAUCAGAUGAUCACUACCUGCAAAGCUUACAUCAACCAAGGUAUCACCAAGAUUUGGGAACAUCCACAACACAUCCUCGUGCAACGCAUGAACCAGUGCAUCCAGCUGAAUGAAGAAUACCAGAAACAGUUUCAAAAAACAAAGGAGAAACUGAGACAAACCCCCAACGAGAGACAGUUUGAGUUCAGUGAAAACUACAUCUUUGGAAAGUUUGACACAUUCUGCAAGCGUUUGGACAAGAUCUUAGACAUGGUGAACACCAUUGAAGUGUUCUCCACUCUGCCUAACCUCAAAAUUGAAGGAAUUGACACCAUUGUUGUACGUUACAAGACAAUUGUCGACAACUCCCGCAAAAAGAAUUAUGAUAUUCUUGACCACAGGAAAACUGAGUUUGAUCAAGAUUACCUGGAUUUUCGUAACCAGAUUGACAAUUUGCGAUUGGCCAUUCAGCACUUCAUGGAUUCCUGGUUUCAGAGAUCACUGACAACCGAGAAGUCUCUGGAGUUGCUGGAGAAGUUUGAAGGAAUCCGAGGAGCACAGUUGGACCUGAAUGAGAAGUACAUGAAACUGAUAUCCAACUAUGGAAAAGACCUUGAGUCCAUCAGGAAAGUCUACCAGAAGUUCAAGUCUGACCCACCAAUCCCACGGAACUACCCGCCAAUUGCUGGCAAGAUUGCCUGGGCACGACAGCUGUUCAGAAAAAUUGAGGCUCCAAUGAAGUGUUUCAAAAGCAAACCAGAUAUCUUGAAGAAUGCUGAAGCAAAGAAGGUUAUUCGCAAUUACAACAAGAUGGCUGGAGUGCUGCUGGAAUACGAGAUGCUGUAUUAUCGUGGUUGGAUCCGUGCUAUAGAAGCAGCCAGGAGUGGACUUCAGGCAUCACUUCUUGUCAGACACCCUGACACUGGGGAACUCUUUGUCAACUUUGACCCUCAGAUAAUGGAGCUCAUACAGGAGGCAAAAUGUAUGCAGUCUCUGAAACUUGAUAUUCCAGACCCUGCCAAGGAACUGAUUGUCAAGGAAGAGGAAAUCCGAUCACACAAUGUCAAACUACAAGAAAUGUUGAAAGGCUACAAACAAAUAAUCACUGACCUGGCUCCAGUGGUUCUACCUCUGAUGAAGCCAUUCCAGAACCGUGUAGAGGAUGCCAUCAAGCCUGGAAUUACCAUGCUAACAUGGAGCUCACUCAACAUUGAGGACUAUAUGAAGAAGAUCCAUGAAGUGAUCAAAGAACUGGAGAAACUGGUGAAGACUGUGAGUGACAUCCUUGACUGUCGCAUUGAGGCAGUUCUCCAGGAUAUGUCAAUCACCGCUCUGUGUGACUUGCCAGAAGAGGAGGCUGUAUCAUCAGACAAAUUCCUUGAUAUGACAAACGACAUUGUGAAAACUGCAUCAGAAUCACUGGCAAUUCAAAGUGCCUUGGUUGAGCGUUCAGUGAAUGAGCUGGUUGCCACUCUGAUGGAAAAGCUGACACCAGCAGAAUGUGUGAACCUCUCAGUACAGGAGAACUGGGCGUGUACCCAACCUGACCCAAAGAACAAGAAACAGCGAUGUCAGGAGUGUCUGCCCUGCUGCUACUGUAGUUUACUCAACAACUUCACUCAGAGGAACACUGAGGCACUUGUUAAGAGUACACGACUUUCACUGGAUGCCAUCAAACGGCGUCUGCAGGCGUCCAACCGUUACUCUAUUGUUGAUGACCAAAAGGAUGAUGCCAAGCCACCUCUGUUCAAGGUGGACAUUGUGCUGGCCAUACCGAACGUUGUGAUGAAGCCAAGCCUGGAUGAUCUCCAGCACUCUCUGAACAAGGCCGUGCAGAUCAUUCUGAAGGCCUCCCAGGACAUCCCGCAGUGGGAGCACCAGCUGCUGCAGCAGAGGCAACAACAGAAGGAGAUGGAAUUGGCUAUGGCUGCCGAGAAUGAUGAGGCAUCCAAGUUUGUUCCAACAACCCAGGCGAAGCCACUGCACAAGGUUAUAAGUGAACACAAGGACAUAGUGAAGAUUGUUAUCCAGCUGAGCUCGAUCAUCAGCACCUUCAAGGGUGAUGUACAGGAGUCCAUCAACACCUUCACCAAGUACUCCGAGCUUUGGACUGAGGAGCCAGAAACUAAAGUGAAGGACUUUAUGGCCAGCAAGCCAAUCAUGUCUGAAAUUGAAGCACAGAUCAGAUAUUAUCAGCGACUGGAACAGGAUGUAGAAGAAAUUGUCCCAAGUUUCCGUGUUGGCUCUGUGUUGUUUUCAACCGAACCACUCAUCCUGGCUCUGAUCACAGAGACACGCACCUGGAAGCUGGCAUAUGCCAAGGCGCUGAAUGACAAGUGUGCUCGAGAAAUGGAUGAAAUCCUGGAGUUCAUGGACAGCCUCAUGAAGAGGCUCCAGAGACCAAUCAAAGACUUGGAUGAUGUUCGUGCAGCAAUGGCUGCCCUCGAUGAGAUCCGCAACAAUGAAGUUCGGAUUGACAUGACCAUCACACCUAUCGAGGAGACAUAUGUUCUCCUUAACAGAUAUAGCAUCUUCUUCAAUGAUGGCAAUGCUGAGAGAGUAGACACUCUGGCGUAUGGCUGGAAGAAACUGAUUGCUCAGGCCACCAAGGUCCAAGAACACUUGUUCAAGAUCCAGCCAGGCUACAAGGCUGAUCUCCUCAAGAGGGUUGAACAGUUUGUUGGUGAUGCCAACAAUUAUGUUGGUGAUUAUGAUAUACAAGGACCAAUGGAAGAAGGUAUUACACCAAGGGAGGCGUCAGAUCGUCUUAACAUCUACCAGGCUACAUUUGAUGAACUGUGGAGUAAGUACAUUACAUACAGUGGUGGUGAGGAGCUGUUUGGACUUCCGGUUACUGAGUACCCAGAACUGAUGAGAAUCCGCAAGGAACUCAACCUCCUGCAGAAACUCUACCAGCUGUACAAUGCUGUACUCGAGAAUGUCAGUGGCUACAAUGACAUUCUAUGGUCCGAAAUUGACAUUGACAAAAUCAACACAGAACUUCUUGAAUUCCAGAACAGGUGUCGUAAACUACCUAAAGCCCUGAAAGAAUGGAAGGCAUAUGACGAGCUGCGGAAAACCAUUGAUGAUUUCAAUGAAACUUGUCCCCUGCUUGAGAUGAUGUCAAACAAAGCCAUGCAGCCACGUCACUGGGAGCGGAUUGCUCAGAUAACCGGACACACUUUGGACGUGGAAUCGGAGAACUUCCAGCUAAGAGAUCUGAUGCAGGCACCAUUGCUGCAGUACAAAGAAGACAUUGAGGAUAUAUGCAUCUCAGCUGUGAAGGAGAAGGACAUUGAAGCCAAACUGAAGCAAGUAAUUAACGACUGGACUGCACAGGAUUUCCAGUUCACCAACUUCAAAACAAGAGGAGAACUUUUGCUCAAAGGUGACACAACCUCGGAGACUGUGGCACUGAUGGAAGACAGUUUAAUGGUUCUUGGUUCCCUGCUGAGUAACAGAUAUAAUGCGCCCUUCAAGCCAAGCAUUCAGGAGUGGGUUCAGAAGUUAACAGGAACCACAGAGAUAAUUGAAAGCUGGCUCAUUGUGCAGAAUCUCUGGAUCUACCUGGAGGCUGUGUUCGUAGGUGGUGACAUUGCUAAACAGCUGCCACAGGAAGCCAAACGGUUUGCCAACAUUGACAAAUCAUGGCAGAAGAUCAUGGCACGAGCCCACGAGAACACGAAUGUGAUCAUCUGCUGUGUGGGUGAUGACACUCUGAGUCAGCUGCUGCCUCAUCUGCUGGAGCAGCUGGAGAUCUGUCAGAAGUCACUCACUGGCUACCUGGAGAAGAAACGUCUGGUCUUUCCCAGGUUCUUCUUUGUGUCUGACCCGGCUCUCUUGGAAAUUCUCGGUCAGGCCAGUGACUCACACACCAUCCAGGCACAUUUGUUGAGUGUGUUUGACAACACAAAGACUGUCCAGUUUGAUGAGAAAGUUUACGACAAGAUUCUCGGCAUGAUCUCUCAGGAAGGUGAGGAGGUUUCACUCACCGAGCCGGUGAAUGCCCAGGGCAAUGUGGAAGUCUGGCUGGGAGAUCUGUUACGAGUGAGCAGAGGCACUCUGCACUCCAUCAUCCGCACAGCGUCUGUUGCCAUUCUGGAUCCUGGCUUCAACAUUCUAGAGUUUGAAAACACCUUUCCAUCUCAGGUUGGUCUGCUCGGCCUUCAAAUGGUUUGGACUCAUGAUGCUGAAGAUGCCAUUAACAAUGCCCGUGUUGACAAGAAGAUCAUGCAGAACACAAACCAGAAGUUCCUUGAUUUGCUUAACACGUUGAUUGACCAGACUACAAAAGAACUCACCAAGAUUGAGAGAACCAAGUACGAGACACUGAUCACCAUUCAUGUCCAUCAGAAGGAUAUCUUUGACGACUUGGUCCGUUUCCAUGUAAAGUCUCUGAAUGACUUUGAAUGGCUGAAACAGUCAAGAUUCUAUUUCAAGGAAGAUUUGGAUCAGUGCUUGAUUUCGAUCACUGAUGUGGACUUUGUCUACCAGAAUGAGUUUCUGGGGUGUACUGAGAGAUUGGUGAUUACACCACUCACCGACAGAUGUUAUAUCACCCUAGCUCAGGCUCUCGGCAUGUCUCUGGGAGGUGCCCCAGCAGGGCCUGCCGGAACAGGCAAGACUGAGUCUGUGAAGGACAUGGGACGGUGUCUUGGAAAAUACGUUGUGGUCUUCAACUGCUCCGAUCAGAUGGAUUACAGAGGUCUCGGCAGGAUUUACAAAGGACUUGCUCAGUCAGGAUCAUGGGGUUGCUUUGACGAGUUCAAUCGGAUUGAUUUGCCUGUAUUGUCAGUAGCAGCCCAGCAGAUUGCUAUUGUACUGGCUUGCAAAAAGGAGCGUAAGACUCAGUUCAUCUUCACUGAUGGGGAUAUGGUGGACAUGGACCCAGAGUUUGGCAUUUUUUUGACCAUGAACCCUGGAUAUGCUGGUCGACAAGAACUGCCAGAGAACUUGAAGAUCAACUUCCGUACAGUGGCCAUGAUGGUUCCUGACCGUGGCAUCAUUAUCCGUGUGAAACUUGCCUCCUGUGGUUUCCUGCAGAACGUCGCACUGGCAAAGAAGUUCUACACUCUGUACAAACUCUGUGAAGAACAGCUCAGUAAACAGGUUCAUUAUGAUUUCGGUUUGAGGAACAUCUUAUCUGUACUAAGAACCCUUGGUUCUUACAAGAGAUCCAACCCUGAGGACAGUGAACCUACUAUAGUGAUGAGGGUCUUGCGUGACAUGAACUUGUCAAAACUGGUUGAUGAAGAUGAACCACUGUUCAUGUCUCUCAUUGAGGAUCUCUUCCCUGGAAUGACUCUCGAUAAGGCUGGCUACCCAGAAAUGGAGGCUGCGAUAGAGCAUCAGGUUAAUGCUGCUGGUCUAAUCCAACAUUCUCCUUGGAUACUGAAGCUGAUUCAGCUGUUUGAGACGCAGCGUGUCCGUCACGGCAUGAUGGCUCUGGGGCCAACUGGUGCUGGAAAAACCAAGUGUAUUCAGACUCUGAUGAAGGCAAUGACCGAGUGUGGCACUCCACACAAAGAGAUGAGGAUGAACCCCAAGGCCAUAACUGCUCCUCAGAUGUUUGGGCGUCUGGACGUGGCAACCAAUGAUUGGACUGAUGGAAUUUUCUCUACUCUCUGGAGAAGAACUCACAAAACCAAAAAGGGUGAACAUGUGUGGCUGAUUCUAGAUGGCCCUGUAGAUGCCAUCUGGAUUGAGAACUUGAACUCUGUGCUUGAUGACAACAAAACAUUGACUCUGGCCAAUGGAGAUCGUAUUACCAUGGCUCCCAACUGUAAAAUCAUCUUUGAGGUGCACAACAUUGACAAUGCCUCUCCUGCUACUGUGUCCAGGAAUGGCAUGGUUUUCAUGAGCAGUUCAAUUCUUGACUGGGAGCCAAUCCUAAAAGGCUGGCUUCGUGAAUGUCCUCCGAAUCAGACUGAAACUAUCCUGGACAUAUUCACCAAUCUGUUCCCAUCUCUCUUCAUGUAUGUCGAACAGAUGCUGUUUCCAAAGAUGCAGGUUUUGGAAUGCAGCUAUAUCCGCCAGGCCACUGACUUGCUGGAAGGACUCAUCCCCAAGGGAGAAGAGGGUAAAGAUUUGCCCCGAGAGCAGCUUGCUCGACUCAUCAUCUUCGCUGUGAUGUGGUCUCUUGGAGCACUACUGGAACUGCAAGACAGGCUGAAGUUGGAGGAAAAAAUGAUUCAGCUGAAUGCUGACUUAAAUCUACCAUUACCACCGUCUGAUGCAGAUAACACUUUCUAUGAAUUUAUGGUUGGAGAAAAUGGCCAAUGGCAACACUGGUCAGAUCGGGUUCCUGAGUACUCAUACCCAACAGACAGCACACCCGAAUAUCACUCAAUUCUUGUUCCCAAUGUGGACAAUGUUAGAACAGACUUUCUAAUAGACAUCAUAGCCAAACAGGCUAAGGCAGUGCUGUUGAUUGGUGAACAGGGUACUGCAAAAACAGUCAUGGUGCAAGGCUAUUGUGGAAAACAUGACCCAGAAGUCCAUCUCUUCAAAAGUUUCAACUUCUCCAGUGCUUCUACACCUCUACUGUUCCAGAGGACAAUAGAGAGCUAUGUAGACAAGCGGAUGGGCACUACGUAUGGACCUCCAGCUGGACGUAAGAUGACUGUCUUCAUUGAUGACAUCAACAUGCCAAUCAUCAACGAAUGGGGAGAUCAGGUAACCAAUGAGAUCACACGACAGAUGAUGGAAUACAAAGGAUUCUACAACUUGGAGAAGCCUGGUGAGUUUACCAACAUCGUGGACAUUCAAAUCAUUGCUGCCAUGAUCCACCCUGGAGGAGGCCGGAAUGACAUACCUCAGCGUCUCAAGAGGGGUUUCAACAUCUUCAACUGCGCACUGCCGUCAAACAACUCCAUCGACAAGAUCUUCAGAACCAUCGGCUCUGGCCAUUUUGUUUCGGAAAGAGGCUUCCCUGAAGAAGUUUCGGAACUGACAAAAAAUCUUGUUCCUGCAACUAGAAAACUUUGGCAGAAAAUUAAGGUUAAAAUGUUGCCUACUCCAGCCAAGUUUCAUUAUGUGUUCAACUUGAGAGAUCUCAGCAGAAUUUGGCAGGGCAUGCUGAACACAAAUUCUGAAACAAUUGCCAACUCUGGACUGUUGAUGUCACUGUGGAAACAUGAGUGUACUCGUGUUAUUGCUGACAGAUUCACAGAAAAGACUGACAAAGACUGGUUUGAUAAAACCAUUAGACAGGUGGCAGAGGAGGAUUGUGGGUCAGCUGUGUGUGCUGAUAUGCAGGAUGAGCCCUACUUCGUGGAUUUCCUGAGAGAACCACCAGAACCUACAGGUGAGGAAGCAGAUGAUGCUGAUCUUGAUGCUCCUAAGAUCUAUGAACCAAUCCCAUCUUUGGAGUCCCUCUCAACCAGACUGUUGAGCUACCAAGAACAGUACAAUGAAAUGGUUCGGGGAACCAAGAUGGAUCUUGUGUUUUUCAAGGAUGCAAUGACAAACUUGGUGAAAGUGUCUCGCAUCAUCCGGACUCCCAAAGGUCAUGCCUUGCUGGUUGGUGUUGGUGGUUCAGGAAAACAGAGUUUGACUCGAUUGUCAUCCUUCAUCGCUGGCUAUCAGACAUUCCAGAUCACUCUCACCAGAUCCUAUAACGUGCAGAACCUGCUUGAUGAUUUGAAAAUCCUCUACCGUACGGCUGGACAGCAGGGCAAGGGUAUCACCUUCCUCUUCACUGACAAUGAAAUCAAGGAUGAGGGCUUCCUAGAGUACAUGAACAACAUUCUGUCAUCUGGAGAGGUUUCUGGCUUGUUCCCUCGAGAUGAAAUGGAUGAAAUUCUGCAAGAACUGAUUGGUGCCAUGAAAGUUGAUCAACCUAAGCAACCCCCAACAAAUGAAAAUUUGUAUGAGUAUUACAUGAGCAGAGUCCGAGAACACCUCCAUGUUUGUCUCUGCUUUUCACCUGUUGGUGAGAAGUUUCGAAAUCGCUCACUCAAGUUUCCUGGACUGAUAACUGGUUGUACAAUGGACUGGUUCCAGCGUUGGCCCAAAGAUGCACUGGUUGCUGUAUCUAACUACUUUCUGGCUUCCUAUGAUAUUGCCUGCACUCCAGCUGUGAAGCAAGCCGUGGUCAACACUAUGGGACUGUUUCAGGAUUUGGUAGCAGAAAACUGCAUAGAAUAUUUCCAGAGGUUCCGUCGCCAGACUCAUGUGACACCAAAAUCUUACCUUUCUUUCUUGUCUGGAUACAAGUCUAUCUAUUCUGAGAAGCGAGAAGAGAUUGGAUUGUUGUCUACCAGAAUGAACACAGGUCUGAAGAAGUUGAUUGAGGCAUCAGAGUCUGUAAAUGAACUAAGCCUGGAGCUGGUGGUGAAAGAGAAGGAGCUGGCUGUUGCAUCAAAGAAAGCCGAUGUGGUGUUAGCUGAGGUGACAACCAAAGCUCAGGCAGCAGAGAAGGUCAAAGCUCAAGUGCUGAUAGUCAAAGAAAAGGCUCAGCUUAUUGUAGAUUCCAUUUCGGCAGACAAGGCUAAUGCCAUGGAGAAAUUGGAGGCUGCCAGACCUGCCCUAGAGGAGGCCGAACAAGCACUGCAAACCAUCAAACCAGCUCAUAUUGCUACAGUUAAGAAGCUGGCCAAACCACCCCAUUUGAUUAUGCGUAUCAUGGAUGUGACACUGAUCCUGUUCCGUCGGCAUCUGGAUCUUGUCACAAUGGAUCCUGAAAAACCAAUGAUCAAGCCAUCAUGGUCUGAAGCCAUGAAGAUGAUGUCUGGUGGUUUACUGCAGUGUCUUCUAUCAUUCAACAAGGACACAAUCAAUGAAGAGAUGGUGGAACUUAUGCAGCCAUACAUCACAGCAGAGGACUACACCUUUGACACAGCAAAGAAAGUCUGUGGAGAUGUUGCUGGACUUUUGUCAUGGACCCGUGCCAUGGCCUUCUUCUUCACCAUCAACAAGGAAGUCCUGCCAUUAAAGGCUAACCUGGCUAUUCAAGAAGCUAAACUGGAGUUGGCUAACAAAGAUCUUGCCAGUGCUCAAGCCCAGCUGGAUGAAAAACAGAGGGAACUGGAUGUGGUCCAGGCAAUGUUUGAUGCUGCCAUGGCAGAGAAACAGAUGCUCAUGGACGAUGCUGAAGCUUGUCGACGCAAGAUGACCAAUGCUGAGGCACUCAUUAAUGGUCUGUCAGGGGAGAAAAUAAGAUGGACUGAGUCAAGUCGUAGCUUUGAAGCCCAGAUUCAACGAUUGGUCGGAGAUGUCCUUCUGGCCACAGGAUUUUUGUCCUACAGUGGUCCUUUCAACCAGGAGUUCCGAAAUCUGUUAAUUAGAACUUGGAAGAAAGAAAUGGUUCAAUCGAAAAUUCCAUUUAGUGAUGAGCUAAACAUUAUCAACAUGUUGGUGGACAACACCACAAUCGGCGAAUGGAACUUGCAGGGUCUACCAAAUGAUGAACUGUCCACCCAGAAUGGUCUGAUCGUCACCAAAGCUGCACGUUAUCCACUUCUAGUUGACCCACAGGGUCAGGGCAAGGCCUGGAUUAAAAGCAAAGAAAGUAAAAAUGAACUUCAGGUGACAGCUCUGAACCACAAAUAUUUCCGAACUCAUCUUGAAGAUGGGUUGUCAUUGGGAAGGCCACUUCUGAUUGAAGAUGUAGGCGAGGAGCUUGAUCCAGCAUUGGACAAUGUCCUAGAAAAGAAUUUCAUCAAGUCUGGGUCUACUUUCAAGGUGAUCGUUGGUGACAAGGAGGUGGAUGUAAUGAAGGGGUUCCGUCUGUACAUCACCACCAAGCUGGCCAAUCCAGCAUACACUCCAGAAGUCUCUGCACGCACAUCCAUCAUUGACUUCACCGUCACCCAGAAGGGUUUGGAGGACCAGCUCCUGGGUAUUGCAAUCCUCACAGAGAAACAGGAACUGGAAGCUGAACGUACUAACUUAAUGGAGGAAGUUACAAACAACAAGCGUAAGAUGAAGGAGCUUGAAGACAACCUGCUAUUCAGACUGACAUCGACGGAGGGUUCACUUGUGGAAGAUGAGUCUCUGAUAGAGGUGCUUCGCAUCACCAAAGCCACAUCUGAGGAAGUCAGUGAGAAGUUGAACAUUGCAAAGGAAACAGAAAUAAAAAUCAACACUGCACGAGAGGAAUUCAGACCAGUGGCUUCCCGAGGAAGUAUCCUGUACUUUGUGAUUGUGGAAAUGAGUAUGGUAAAUGUUAUGUACCAGACCUCACUGAAACAGUUCCUGGAGCUCUUUGAUCUGUCCAUGUCCCGCUCUCCGAAGUCUCCCAUCACAAGCAAGCGUAUCAACAGCAUCAUCGAGUACCUAACGUUGUCAGUCUUCAAGUACACUGCUCGGGGACUUUACGAGAAUGACAAGUUUCUCUACACAAUCCUGCUCUCUUUAAAGAUUGAGAUGUCAUUUAGCAGAGUGAAACGAGACGAAUUUCACGUGUUUAUUAAAGGUGGUGCUGCUCUCGAUCUGAACAGUGUGGAGCCAAAACCUAAGAAAUGGAUAUCAGAUAUGACCUGGCUGAAUCUGGUGGAGCUCAGCAAGCUACCACAGUUCAUACAGAUUCUUUCACAAGUUGCCAGAAAUGAUAAGGCAUGGAAGGCUUGGUUUGAUGAGGAUGCUCCUGAAGAAGUGACUAUUCCAGAUGGAUACACCACAACACUUGACACGUUCCGCAAGCUGCUGCUCAUCAGGUGCUGGAGUCCAGACAGAACCAUCCCCAUGGCUCGGACGUACAUUGCUGAAACAAUGGGCAUAGCUUUUGCAGAAAGCGUUAUCUUAAAUAUGGAAGUUUUGUGGGGUGAAUCAACCAAGAGAACUCCCAUGAUUUGCUUUCUGUCCAUGGGAUCAGAUCCAACAGAAAACAUAGAAAGAUUGGCCAAACAAAAUGGAAUAAAAUGUGGCUCCAUCUCUAUGGGUCAAGGUCAAGAAAUUCAUGCACGCCGUCUGCUACAGAUCUCCAUGCAGGAAGGUCGUUGGGUUUUGCUGCAGAAUUGCCAUCUCGGUUUGGAUUUCAUGGAUGAAUUGCUUGACAUUGUUUUAUCGACUGAAAACGUAAAUGAUGUCUUCCGUCUGUGGCUGACAACAGAAGAACACAGACUGUUCCCAAUCAACAUGCUCCAGUCAUCAAUCAAAUUCACCAAUGAACCUCCUAUGGGAGUGAAAGCAGGUCUUAAGAGGACAUAUGCUGGUGUCACACAGGAACAACUUGAGUACACUAACCUGGCUGUGUGGAAACCAAUGCUGUAUGGAGUGGCCUUUCUACAUACCACCGUGCAAGAACGUAGAAAGUUUGGCCCUAUUGGCUGGAACAUUCCUUAUGAGUUCAACCAGGCUGACUUUUCAGCAACUGUGCAGUGCAUACAAAACCAUCUUGAUGAUCUGGAUCCCAAACGUGGAGUGAACUUCAUCACAGUGCGCUACAUGGCAGGCGAGGUCCAGUAUGGAGGCAGGGUGACAGAUGACUAUGACAAGCGACUUCUCACUACGUACUGUCGUGUGUGGCUUAGUGAACACAUGUUCCAGGACAAUUUCCAGUUUUAUACAGGAUACAAGAUUCCCAAAUGCAAGAAUAUCGAUGAGUAUCGAGCCUACAUUGAAAACCUACCACUGGCUGACAGUCCCGAAUGCUUUGGUCUUCAUCCCAAUGCUGACAUCACAUACCAGACCAACACAGCUAACAGCAUGUUAAUAAUGAUAGUUAACAUUCAGCCAAAAGAUGCUGGUGGCGGAGGUGGAGAAACACGUGAAAGUGUAGUAUACAAGUUGGCAGAAGACAUGUUGGAGAAACUGCCAGCAGAUUACAUUCCUCAUGAGAUUAAAGAGAGAUUGAGAAAGAUGGGAACGCUGGCGCCUCUGAACAUCUUCUUGCGCCAGGAGAUUGGCCGCAUGCAGAAGGUCAUCACCUCAGUGAGGAGCACUCUCCGGGAUCUGAAACUGGCUAUUGAUGGCACCAUCAUCAUGAGUGAGACUCUCAAGGAUGCCCUAGACAACAUGUAUGAUGCUCGAGUCCCCAACAACUGGAAGAAGAUUUCCUGGGAUUCUGCAACACUUGGAUUCUGGUUCACCGAUUUGCUUGAUCGUAACACUCAGUUUUCAUCAUGGAUAUUUGAUGGUCGUCCUACAACAUUCUGGAUGACUGGCUUCUUCAAUCCACAGGGUUUCUUGACGGCCAUGAGACAGGAGAUCACUCGUGCUCACAAAGGUUGGGCCUUGGACACUGUCAUCCUUGACAAUGAGGUCACCAGAAUGAUGAAAGAAGAUGUCAGUGGACCACCUUCAGAAGGUGUUUAUGUACAUGGUCUCUUCCUUGAUGGAGCUGGCUGGGAUCGCAGGAACUGCCGGCUGAUUGAACCAACACCAAAAGUACUGUAUACGAACAUACCAACUGUGCAUGUGUUCGCCACUAAUCAGGAGAAGUCGACCAAGGUGGCCAACCACUAUGAAUGUCCUGUGUACAAGAAGCCAUGCCGUACAGAUCUUACGUUCAUCUUCCCCCUGAUGCUGAAGACCAACAAGAAUCCUGAUCAUUGGGUCUUACGUGGAGUUGGUCUUCUGUGCGACACCAAAUAGGUCUCAAUACAGCUUUUCACAAGCAAUCUGACUCUUUAUAUUUUGUUUGUAGGUCACGCAGAUCAACAUACAAAUGUUGAACAUUUUACUUUCACAAGGUUUAUUGUGACAUUGUUUCGUGGGAGAUGUUUCCAAGGAAUACCAGAAAGGAUGGGGGAAAUCAAAUUCUUAAUUUUUGCAGUAUAUUUUCUUAAUGUAUGAUCAUGAUUUGUGAUUAACUAGUUUGUAAUUGUUUUGUUAUUCGAUUUGCUUUGAUUUGAAUUAUUGAAGUCUUAUUUUCAUUAUUUGACUAUAUAUACAAAAAUUAAUCAGUAUUAUUAAUUUGUUUGCUCCAGUAAAAAUUACAGUAUGUGUGUACUGUGUAAAUUUACAAAAACCUACUGUUCAUUUUGACAUACUGAGUCUUUUGACUAUAAGAAUUGGCAAUAAGAGAGUUGAUUAUGCUAUAGAACAUACUGGAUGGUAUAGACUAUAAGAUUUGAUAUGUAUUUGUGUUGACAUGUUCCUGUCUGGGUUUUUUGUGCAUUUGAUUACUUACAUUGGCCAGUUUAAAAAAUGUGUUUAUUUAAACUUGACAGCAAUGUUUUGACAGGUCUACAUUAGUUAAAUAAGACCUUCAACAGUUUUAGAAAUUUUUACUGAUCCAAGACUGUAUAAUUUAUUUGGAUUAGUAUUUGUUCUACAUUGAGCAGCUUCCAUUCAAGUGCAGUUCUUAACAAGUGGUGAUCGUAAAUAUAGUACCAGGGUAACUAUGUUUUGUGUUUAUGGGUAACUAAGUGGUAUAUAAUCAAAAAAUAAACAUGAAAUAUAUUUUGUUUCUUUAGCUUUUUUUUUAAAUUGUAAUGUUUACAUUUAUCAGUGACCUGAGUAUUUGAAUUGCAAUAAUCACAUGCUUGUAUAAAGUGUUAUUUUACUCAAGUCUUCACAUAUUUGGAUUAUUUGGGGUUUUGUUUGAUUUUUUUUCUUAUAUAAUUUGUUUUGCAACGAUUAUAAUUCACCAAGUAUUGUAUAUUGCAGUAUAUAUUUCUCGUUUUUAUUUCUUAUAUUUACAAAUAUAUUGUGUAUAUAUUUUUGUGUGUCAGUAUUAAGGUACAGUCCGAGCCAGUUAAUCUUCCAUAUAAAUUUAAAUGAUUUGUGAGUUGUUUGCAAAGUAUAAAUCCUGUUGAAAAUUAAUAAAUUAUAUAAUUUACCAGUUUGGUGUUUGUUGGCAUGCGUGUUUAACCCACUGCUGUUGUUAUUACAUAUAUAUUAUCUUUAUACACUUCGCAACCAAUAAAAUAUUUAAACUGUGGAA